AUGAGCAGCACCCCCAGGAAGAGCAGCAGCACGAGCAGAAGCAGCAUGAGGAGCAGCAGCAGCAACAGCAGCAGCAACAACAGCAGCAGCAGCAGCAGACCUGCCGUCCCUCAAUUGCUGCAGCAGCAGCAGCAGCAACAGCAACAGCAGCAGCAGCAGUGGCAGCAGCAGCAGCAGCAGCAACAGCAACAACAACAGGAGGAGAAGACCGUGCAGCCUAAUCAGCAGCAGGAAAGAAGGCAGAAAGAACAGCAAGCGCAGCAGCACAAGCAGCAGCAGCAGCAGCAGCAGCAGCAGCAGCAGGUGUACGUACACCCGAGACCCCACACUCACCCUUCGAAAGAAAGACAGCCUCUUUGCCUCCAUCUCUUGCAGACAAAUGACAGAAGGCAGGUGCAGCAGCAACUCUGCUAA
Molecule: messenger RNA, 414 nt
Organism: Eimeria acervulina
Lineage: Eukaryota; Apicomplexa; Conoidasida; Eucoccidiorida; Eimeriidae
Exons: 2
Coding region: 1-414 (137 amino acids)
Source: RefSeq, a predicted model, not a curated record